Molecule: messenger RNA, 6357 nt
Organism: Tachysurus fulvidraco (yellow catfish)
Lineage: Eukaryota; Metazoa; Chordata; Actinopteri; Siluriformes; Bagridae
Gene: pcdh11
Product: protocadherin 11
Exons: 4
Coding region: 805-3915 (1036 amino acids)
Biological process (GO): homophilic cell-cell adhesion
Cellular component (GO): plasma membrane
Molecular function (GO): calcium ion binding
Source: RefSeq, a predicted model, not a curated record
UGAGCGAGUGAGUGAGCGAGUGAGUGAGUGAUGCUGCACCAAGGCGCGCUUUCAUCCUCCUCCAUUGGGAAGAGCGCGCGCUGACAGCAGUCCAUGUUCCCAUCCAUUCUGCGUUUAACUGUGACUCGUUUCGCCAAACAGUGAGCGUGACAGGCGCGAGAACGCGCUGGUUAUGUUCUCAGCGCACCUCAGUAGUGCGCACUUGUGCGUCAGACACACCAAAUUCACUCAAACAAUCCCUGUGUGGCCCGGAAGACUCCCCUGUUUCCAAUGAUGACUUGUUUUCUCCCUCCUUCUUUUUUUUCCUUUUCCUUUCUUCCCCAGUUUUUUUUCCCUUUCUUUCUCCCAUCCAUUCAGAAGUGUUGCGUGUUGAGUAAGCGGCUCGGAGCAUCAGUGUGACUGAGAGUGCAACUGAAAGCAGUCGAGUCCAUCCGUCUGAAGAAGAGGAGGAGGAGGAGGAGGAGGAAUCACGGUGGAAAAGUAAAGCGCAAGGUUUCCAACGCCGUUCUUGUGGACCGUAGACUUUUUUUUUUUUUUUUUUUUGCUUUCUUUCCUAAAGGACACACAUCGUGCUGUUUAGCUGGAUACCGACUAAAGCUGUUCGAUUUUCUCCUGCGAAGAGAUUUCUUUUUUCCCCCUAUUUCACUCCACUUGAGUCUCAGCUUCACGGCACUUCGUCUCCUAAAGCGGCGAUGGCGCUGCGUGACGCGAAUUAACAAGAGUUUUAUUUUCCCCCAUAUUUCUCAAAAAAAUAAAUCAAAGAAAUUACAGACCUUCCAAGACAAAUCUCCACCCACUCUGAGUAUGGACUUGUUGAGCGAAUCCCAUGUGCUGGUGCUUUUCCUCACCUGCCUGGUGUCACUGUGCUGGGCCCAGGAGAAGGAUUACACAGUGAAGGAGGAGCAGCCGGAGAACGUGCGCAUCGGGAACCUGCGCAAAGACUUGGACCUAAAUCUGGACCCCAAUGUUAAGCUGUCCUCAGCCCUGGAGUUCAAACCUGUCUACAAGUCGGGAGAGGUUCCUCUGGUGAGGGUGGAGGCCAGCACUGGUGAGAUCUUCACUACGUCGAAUCGCAUCGACCGUGAGAAGCUGUGCUCCGGAGUGUUCAGCGAGAAGCGCUGCUUCUACGAGAUUGAGGUUGCCGUGCUGCCCGACGAGAUCUUUCGCCUGGUCAAGAUUCGCUUCCUUAUUGAAGACAUCAAUGACAACGCCCCUCUGUUCCAGUCUACUGUCAUUAACAUCUCCAUUCCCGAGAACACAGCUAUCAAUAACCGCUAUCCGGUACCCUCAGCCUUCGACCCAGACGUGGGGCUUAAUGGCAUCCAGCACUAUGAGCUUGUCAAGAGUGUAAGUGAGUUUGGCUUGGACAUCAUUGAAACUCCGGAGGGAGACAAGUGGCCCCAACUCAUAGUCCAACAAAAUUUGGAUCGAGAAACCAAGGACACUUUUGUGAUGAAAAUCAAAGUGGAAGAUGGUGGCACACCUCCAAAGUCCAGCACAGCCAUCCUCCAGGUCACAGUCUCUGAUGUAAAUGACAAUCGGCCAGUGUUCAAGGACACUGAGGUGGAGGUAAACGUGCCAGAAAAUGCCCCUAUGGGGACAUCAGUCACGCAACUCCACGCCACUGAUGCUGAUCUUGGCUCCAAUGCUCAGAUCCACUUUUCUUUUAGCAAUCAAAUCUCUUUGGUAUCCAGACGACACUUUGCUAUCGACGGUUCUACUGGAUUGAUUACGAUCAAGCAGCCAUUGGACAGAGAAUCUAACCCUGUCCACAAGCUUAUAGUCCUGGCAAGUGAUGGUAGCACCACACCUUCUAGGGCUACUGUCAUAGUAAAUGUAACAGACAUUAAUGACAACGUUCCAUCCAUCGACACUCGGUAUAUAAUAAACCUUGUAAAUGGCACAGUACUUUUGUCUGAAAAUGCCCCUCUAAACACAAAAAUAGCUCUAAUUACAGUGACUGACAAGGAUGCUGACCUUAAUGGUAAAGUGACAUGUUACACGGAUCAUGACGUACCCUUUCGGUUGAAGCCUGUUUUUAAUGACCAAUUCUUGUUGGAAACUGCGGCUCCCUUAGAUUACGAGACUACUCGGGAGUACGCAAUUAAGAUAGUAGCUUCAGAUUCGGGGAAACCUCCUUUAAACACGUCUGCAAUGAUCCUCAUUAAAAUCAAGGAUGAAAAUGAUAAUACUCCAGUUUUCCCCCAGCCAGAGGUUCAGCUGUCCAUCCCAGAAAACAAUGACCCUGGCACACAGCUGAUAAAGAUCAGUGCCACGGAUGCAGACAGUGGUUCUAAUGCCCUUAUUAUUUAUACCCUUGGCCCAGACGCACCUGAUGGGUUUAACAUAGAUCCACGGUCUGGUAUACUCUCCGUCAGCAAGAGACUGGAUAGAGAAAAACAGGAAGCCUAUUCAUUUACAGUCAUUGCCAAGGAUAACGGGUCUAAUCCUCUGCAAAGCAAUGUCACUGUGAAGCUAAUUGUCCAAGACCAAAACGACAACAGUCCAGCCUUCACCCAUCCCGAGUACAAUUUCUAUGUGCCUGAGAACUUGCCUUUGUAUGGCACAGUUGGCUUGAUUACAGUUACAGAUGCAGAUGCAGGUGAUAAUUCGGUAGUUACCCUCUCAAUCAUAAAUGGAAAGGACAAUUUUAUUAUUGACCCUAAAACUGGUGUAAUUAAACCAAACAUCACAUUCGACAGGGAGCAGCAAAGUUCCUAUACCUUCAUAGUCAAAGCUGUGGAUGGAGGAUUAAUUCAGACAACUUCAUACGCAAAGGUCACCAUAAAUGUUGUUGAUAUUAAUGACAAUCGGCCUGUGUUUGUUAUCCCACCUUCCAAUUACUCUUAUGACCUAGUCCCUUUCACAACCAGCCCUGGCUCUGUGGUGACCCGAGUAUAUGCCAUUGACAAUGACACUGGCAUGAAUGCAGAGCUGCAGUACAGCAUUAUUGGAGGUUCACCAAGAGGUCUUUUUGCUAUUGACAAAAUUACAGGGAACAUUACUCUGCAGGAGAAGAUUGUAAAUGCUGAUCAAGGCCUUCAUAGGUUGGUCGUAAUGGUCAAAGACUUAGGACAGCCAGACCCCUUGCACGCAAUUGCGCUUGUUCACUUGUUUGUGAACGAUACCAUCUCCAACGCUACGUUUAUUCAGGAGCAAGUCCGCAAAAGUAUGGAGACACCCUUGGACAGAAAUGUUGGGGACAAUGAUGUAGUCCCUCAAAACAAUGGCUAUGUAAUCGUGGUCAUAGCCAUAAUUGCUGGGACUAUGACUGUCAUAUUGGUGAUAUUUGUAACUGCUUUGGUACGUUGUCGGCAAACACCCAGGCACAAAGUUGUUCAGAAGGGCAAGCAAAGUGGUGAGUGGGUAUCACCAAACCAGGAAGGGCGGCAGAUCAAAAAGAAGAAGAAGAAAAAGAAGAGGUCUCCUAAGAGCUUGCUGCUGAAUUUUGUCACUAUCGAAGAAUCCAAGUCUGAAGACCCUUCUCAUGAGCACAUCAAUGGCACCUUAGACCUUCCAGUUGAGCUUGAGGAACAGACAAUGGGAAAGUAUAAUUGGGCCACCACACCAACCACAUUUAAACCUGACAGCCCUGAUUUAGCCAAGCAUUACAAGUCAGCAUCUCCCCAGCCUACCUUUCAGAUCAAACCAGAAACCCCAGUGGCUCCUAAGAAGCACCAUGUCAUUCAGGAACUCCCGUUGGACAACACAUUCGUAGUUGGCUGUGACACUCUCUCCAAAUGCUCCUCCAGCAGCUCCGACCCCUACAGUGUCUCAGAGUGCAACUGUCAAGGGAGCUUUACGGCACCCGGGCAAAUUCACACCCGACAGGAGACGGCACUGAAACCACCACUCUAUGGCACACUCUGUGGCACAGGUACUACUCGCUCCCACAGGAUAAAAAUCAAUCUCUAGCUGCCAUAUCCUAAAGAGAAGGGAGAAAGAGAGGGAGGGAGAGGAAGGCACUGACUGAAGAGGGGGAAAACAAUCGCAUAAUGUACACGUUCUGCAGCCUGAAACAGGACCUAGAGAGAGGAGAGGAGAGGAGAGGAUGGCCAGGCUAUUUUCUCUGAGACACAUCUUGUUGCCUGCUUUCAGCUUGUCAGAAUAUCCGCUAGUGAUUUUGUAGGAGAAUUCGAGAUGCUUUGUUAAAUCAUUUUUGUGCUCACUUACUAGCCUCCCUAACGAAGGCUCAAUACAACUCGUUGGAAUAUCUUUUUUUUUUUUUUUUUAGCCUGUUCACUCACACGGCAUGUACACUUUAAAACGAUGUAUAACCUUUUUAAUGGUUCUUCAAUUGCCCCCAACCCCCACCUUACAAUUUCAAUGUCGAGACUCUACAGCAAAGGCGUUUCCUUUCAGGAUUACAAGUAGAACCCUGUUUGUGAAGCUAAGUAAUCAAUGUGAGCCCUUAAUAAUCAAUAAACCUUUAAGCUUAGUUUCUGUAUCAGUGUUAUGUAUUUAACUGUGUAACGUCACUCUCUUCUUCGUACCUAGAACUUGAAUUUUAACUUGUACCAGUCUUGCACUUUGUGGAUCAUGUAGGCUUCACAACCUGCUGAAAAAAUACUGGAUCUUACGAUAUAUUUACUUUGAAUCACUGACUGUUUAAUAUUUUACUAUCUUAAAAUGUUCAUGAACAUGACAAACCUCAUUCGUGAAAUUUAGUACGUUCUGAAAUAGAAAUCGUAUAAAACCUUCUUGCUGUAUACAGUCACUUCUGUAGAUUCACCUGAUAUUUAAACUCACCACUGACACUUCAGUAAUGAAUUAUUAUCCAAACACUGCUGCUAAAGUUCAAAUUGAACAAAAAAAAAUGAUAUCGUAUGAUUUUAAAUCUACAUAUUUAUUGUUUUAUUCUAGUCCUAUAACGGUUCUACGUGGACAGGGACACACUUUGUUGUAGGGUUUUAGCUUUAAGGGUUCCCCAGAGAGGCAACCGAAGAACCUUAAAGGGUUCUAAAUUUUUUAAAAGUGUAAAAUAAUUAUGUACAGGAUGUCUAUUUCGAUAUGUGUUCAUGUACUAUAAAUUCAGCACAGUCUUUGUUGUUUGGAUAUUUAUUGAUUUGUUUGCCACAGACUUUUUAGAUUUAAUUAGACAGCUCAGCAACACUUUGAUGUUCUGGGUGCUGAAUUAUUUUUCUUUUCUUUUUCUUUUCUUUCUUUAAAUCUCCCGUUCAGGGGUUUUGCUCACAAAACUUCUGACUGCUAAUUUCUGAUGUUGCAGUAAGUCCAUUUUCCCCAUGACCUCUAUGAUUAUGCUGUACCUCUUCACUUUACUUCAGCUGCCCCGGUGUUCUUCACCUAUUGACGUCAUCCCCGUGCAAGUCAAUAGUAAAUGCAUGACUUGACAUGAUCACUGUGGUAUCGCUGAUGUAUCACUGUGACACAGGGUUCGACAGCUGUGUCUUUCAUUCCACAUUUGCCACAUUUUCAAGAAUAAAAAAAGAAACAAAAACACUUUCUUUAAAAUAUAUAUAUAUAUAUAUGAGAGUAGAAGAAGAGUCAGAUUUGUAUCUGUUGUCUGUCAGAGAUCCUGCGGCAGAGUCAGUAUAACCUGUGAGAUGUAUUUAUUUGCUAUCAUAUAGACAACCCUCAGGCAGUCUAUAAUAAGACUUGCUAAGCUUUAGGUUGAGUAUGUACUCUGAAAUGUGUCAUGCUAUUCUGAAUCUGACGUGCUAUUUAUUCCACAUAAGAAACAAGACAGAAACUGUUGUUCCUUUAUGGUGUAGAAAUAAAAAAAAAGAAAGAAAAAAGAAUCACCAAUUCAAGCUUUACAUAUGAAAGCAAUAAAUUAAAACCAGGAUCAUCUGUGAGCUGUGAUUAGAUUUUUUUUAUUUGUUUUUGUUUUUUUGUUGUAACAUUUAAAGUCUGUACAAGAUUAGUACAACUUUUUUAAUAUCCCACAGCUACGUUGAUGUAAGGGCACCUUAAUGCAGUCUAGUGAAUCAUUUCCCAAGGUCUAUAGAUUCCCUUGGAAUUAAGUAGAGAAGCUUUCGGGCACAAAGUGUUGACCUUUUUUUCCAUGCCAGAGGUGUCAGAUGUCUUAAAUCAGAAUUGAAUAUGUUUCUAUGAUGUUAGAAAACAGUAUGCCUCAUACAUAAACUGUAGCACUGUGUAACAAAUUGGUAGAUUUACCUGACUUUCUAAAAAAAAAUAAAUCAAGAGCUAUUAUUAUUAUUAUUAUUAUUAUUAUUAUUAUUAUUAUUAUUAUUAUUAUUAUUAUUAUUAUAUUGUGUGAGGGAGAUGGACAUUAGCACUUGUCAAAUGUAAAGUACAAUAUGCACCUUACGUUUUUCUUUGUAUUCUAAUUUGCCAAUGUGUCGACUGUAUAUAAAUGUUUUGUUAAUGUAUGUU